UAUGUGUAGAACCAAGUAAUUGAUCCAUGUUUGUUGAACUGUGUUCCUCGAUUAAAAUCCAAUUUGUCAGUUGGUAAUUAUGUCCUACAUAAUCAAAUAAAUUACCGGGAUCUACUUCAGUAUCAGACAUUAAGUGAACUGGUUUCAGAUGAUGGAAGACUUACUUUUACAAAUCGCUAAUGAAGCAAGUGGCCAAAAGUUUACCGACUUGAAGAAAGCAUCACAGGAUGCAUAUGACUUUUUGGAAUCCCAACAAGGACUAAUUAGAGACCCAGCACAUGAAUUACGAGCAAAAUGUCUUCAUGCUUUCAAACUGGCUUUGGAAACCAAACGAAGCAAGUUUGUUGCAUUUGGACUCACCGGUCUUCACAGGUUACUACGAGAUGACCGUUUCCAAUCCAACUUUGAACCCGAAGAUGAUUCAUUGUGGCUGCCAUCACAACUACUUCAUGCGAUAUCAUCCUUUCCCUCCCAGUCAGAUGACACCCAAGUAGAUAUGUUGAAGGUCCUACUCAAUGUGGCUUGUUCGUCAUAUUGGACCAUGAACGGAAGAAUUAUCAUCCAGAUAUUAACCUUGUGCAGUGAAGCCUACGAGUCCGGCAACCAAGCCAUCAGAACAGCGGCUCAGGCAGCCACCAGCCAGACUUUGCGCUCCUUCUGUAACAUGCUGGAUGAAGAAUCCCAAGAAACCAUUCAAAGCUCGCAGCUCAGGGAGGUUGGAAGUGGAGGCAUUGACUGCUUCAAUGAAGUGAUUCCUAUCUUACAAUUCAUCUGCAGCAAACUCGACGAAGCCCAGAGCACUGACCGCAGCAGCCACAGUGUUGUGUUCCUACUAGAAUGUCUACACACGUUGGUGUCCAGUCUACCUCAGAGUAUCCACUCAAAUCGUCACUUCACUGCGUUUCUCUGGCAGAAGCUAUGUCCAGCCUUGAUAGCGUUCCUGGGAUCCCCUCGUGUCGACAAGAAGAUAGUCUCACGCCAAGACCGGCCAGCCGGAGGGGAAGCUGAAGUAGGCAGAGGCUCUGGUGGUCUCCCGUCUGCUCCUAGUUUUGACACUUACCAAGCCAAGACAGUCUAUAGUAUUGGCAGUCAGUUGGUGAGACUGGUAGGAUGCGUAGGAUCUCUGCGACCAGUUCUGGAGUCAGUCUACUACCGUAUGCUGCUCUACCCUCCUCCUCAACAUAGGCUAGAGGCACUCAAAGCCUUAAGAGAACUUCUCCGCAGCCCUAGCAGGAUGGUGGACUUUGCUGGACCAAUCUUGGUGGAGGAUGAGAAGGGCUGUCAACAGAGUGAUAUGGCAUUGACUAGACUAGUGAUGGACUCCAUAGAGGAGUGUAGCCAGUGCAGUGACCCGGCCAUGGUGCACACCAGCGCCUCCUGUAUAGUUGCUAUGUUAGCUACACUGCAGGAGCUGUCCACUGGCAAGGGAGUCACCACCAAGUACAUGGACAAGAUCAACGCAUUGUACCCAACACUCAGACAUUGCGACUACAGAGGUGCCCUGACGUAUGAGAGCAUGGCCAGACUGCCCCACCUGUACCUGGAGAAGGAGAUGAACAAAGACAACACAGCUGAUGAGCAGAGUGACAGAGAGAGCAGUAGUAGCAGUGGACACUCGUCUGGGCCUACCGAGGGGCCGGAGGAAGACUAUCAGAUAGACUCUGAUAUGGAUGAGCUGGAAGCUGAGGCAGAGAGGAGAAGAGAGGAAAGAGAAGCGCAGAGGUUGGAGAAGCUACAAGAGGCAAAGACAAUGCAAGAUGAGGACACUCAGUUUUUGAUGCCAGCAGAGUCAAUGGAUGGGGAGCGCCACAACGCCAGAUACUUCAUGAGUACCCUGGUCAACCUGGUUCCUUCCUUACUGCCUCUGAGGUCAUCCAUCCAGGUGGACGAAGCACUUCAGGAGUUUGCUUCUAAAUAUUGUCAAGAACAAUACGCAAGAAAAGACUUUAAUGGUACCAUCAUGAACGCUGAUGGCAUCUACCUCGCAACCUACGCCGCUCUUCUGCUUAACUUGAAGUUAAUACAACAAGGAUACUACGACAAUGACACAAAGAACAUUCCCUUGAAUGAGAUGGAGUUUGUACAAGAAGUCCAUGACAGCGGAGUGUUGGUCUACCUUAGUGCUACAUGGCUGUCAGAGUUGUAUCAGCUGGUACUCACUGUCUCUCCUCUACAGAACUACAGUCCAGAGAGUUCCGACACUCCGGCGCUUAUAAACUUGUUAACAGACCUGGACGGCCUAGGCAGCAGUCAGCAAGGUGGACAAAUGCUAUCAGACUUCCAGAAGCUAGAGAGAGCAACAACGAGAGUGGAGGUCAGCCCAGAGGUUGAGGCAGGUGUGAAGUUGUGUCGACGAGUUCUUACGUGCAGUUGGGACUCGAUGUUGACUGUGUUGUCUGCACCGCUGAAGGAGCCCUCUCUGUCCACCAAGGGCUCUCGCAAGGUUUCUGCAAUGCUGCUGCUCAGCAAUGAAGCAGCCAAAGAUGCGCUGCGUAGAGACGCAGUUGUCUGCAGCCUCGAUGCGUUGCAGCGUGCGGCAACUCUCAGUAACGUUCUCGGAAUGCAGAGCAGGUGUGGAGGGAUAUUCUCUCUACUGGCGUCUGCCUCAUGUCCUGACGAUGGUGAUGUUACGCUGUUUCCCCAGCAGAGUUCUCCACUAGCUUUGGCUCUCUUGCAGAGACAAAAGAAGCUGCACGCCUCUCACGCUCUCAGCAUGGACGUUAUACUGUCCCGAGGUUUGGAGCUCGGCAGUCACGCUCCGGACUGCUGGAAGCAUGUUUUCAGAUGCUGCCUCCAUAUUAGUCAGUUGGAACACAGAUUCUUCUCCCAGUCCAGUCAGCCCCCUGGCCUCUCUAUGACCAAGAUGACCUCCAACGCCAAGCCUCCCUCCACUUCCAGCCUAGACAAGAUGUCUGCCGCGGACAGACUCCAGUUCAGCUUCACUCCGGACGACGACGAUGAAGUGUGGGUAGAUGUAUACAGUUUCUUGGCUACCAGCAACACAGCAAUCACCACACAGACUGUAGCAGAGCUGAUUUGUGAGAGCAAGGUAGACAGCACAUCUCAUGGCAUUCUCAGUCAGGACUAUGCAGCCAGGAUCAUAUGUGUCCUCUCUCAGGCUGUGGACAAACUGUUUGAAGAAGCAGCACUAAAGCUGAAUCUGCAGGCCCUGACGAGCUUCAUGCAGGCGUUGUGUAAGGCAUCUCAAGGCCAACUGUUCUCCCGCCACCCUCUAGCCCGUGUAGGGCCCCAGGGGCCCCGCAAGUGGUGGGCCCCAGUGCGGCUGCCUCGGCCGUGGGCCCCUCACGAUGCAGACACCUCCCUGCUGCUCACACGAGUGGGGCAAGUCAUGUUGAAGACUGUGCGUAGUGGCAGACCAUUGGUUCACAUCAUGAGAGUCUGGUCCAUGGUAGGACCUCACCUGAUGGAGGCUGCCUGUCACAAGGAGAGAGUGAUAUCCAAGAUCGCAGUGUCUUCUAUCCACGACACAGUCACAGCUCUUCUGAAUGAGCAGAAUGAGCUUCCAUACUUCCACUUCAAUGAAGCUCUCUUCAAACCAUUUGAGAAUCUCCUCUGCCUUGAGCUGUGUGACGCUGAUGUUCAGGACCAGAUUGUAAGCUGCAUCUGUGAGUUUGUGGAGGCCAACCAGAACGAGAUCAGAUCAGGCUGGAGGCCACUGUUUGGUGCGCUGCGUGUUGUCAGCAGCAGUCAUCUCGGCUCUCUACUGGAUGUGUUCAGAGUGUUCCUAGACACAAACAACACGCUGGUGUUCUCAAACGCUGCUGUAGACUGCAUCCUGUGUCUGCUCAAACAUGUCAAGGGCAAUGACAACAUGUCAGAUGAACUGUCAGAGGAAGGCUGUAAGGAUGACAAGUCCCUGGAACUGUGUAAGGCAGCUCUUAAGUAUCUGCACCAGUGUAGCGGCAUUCUGGGCUCCAUGUACAACAUGCCUGCCUGCCCCAUGUUCCACACAUCUCACAGGACCCAGAUGACCCUGUCGCCGCAGAGAGUGGACCCGAUCAUCCCACAGAUGGAGCUCAUGAGGCUAGACCCCGAGGUGGAGGUCGGCCCUACGGGGGAGCUGAGCUACUCUGCCCUAAGUGUGGGGGGAGAGUGUCACGACGUGAGUGCCAUGGACCGGCCCAGCGGAGUACUACGAGUGUGGGUGUUGCUGCUAGAUGGACUGUGUGGAGCCACUGUGGCUGCUUGUCCUCAGUACCAGAGUCACAUACUGGACACUCUGUUCACAUUGCUGAGAGAACUGCUGGUACACCCUGUGAGUAUCCAGGUGUUGCGAGUGUGGGUGUUGCUGCUAGAUGGACUGUGUGGAGCCACUGUGGCUGCUUGUCCUCAGUACCAGAGUCACAUACUGGACACUCUGUUCACACUGCUGAGAGAACUGCUGGUACACCCUGUGUGGGUGUUGCUGCUAGAGGGACUGUGGGGAGUCACUGUGGCUGCUUGUCCUCAGUACCAGAGUCACAUACUGGACAUUCUGUUCACACUGCUGAGAGAACUGCUGGUACACCCUGUGUGGGUGUUGCUGCUAGAGGGACUGUGUGGAGCCACUGUGGCUGCUUGCCCUCAGUACCAGAGUCACAUACUGGACACUCUGUUCACACUGCUGAGAGAACUGCUGGUACACCCUGUGUGGGUGUUGCUGCUAGAGGGACUGUGUGGAGCCACUGUGGCUGCUUGUCCUCAGUACCAGAGUCACAUACUGGACACUCUGUUCACACUGCUGAGAGAACUGCUGGUACACCCUGUGUGGGUGUUGCUGCUAGAUGGACUGUGUGGAGCCACUGUGGCUGCUUGUCCUCAGUACCAGAGUCACAUACUGGACACUCUGUUCACACUGUUGAGAGAACUGCUGGUACAUCCUGUGUGGGUGUUGCUGCUAGAGGGACUGUGGGGAGCCACUGUGGCUGCUUGCCCUCAGUACCAGAGUCACAUACUGGACACUCUGUUCACACUGCUGAGAGAACUGCUGGUACACCCUGUGUGGGUGUUGCUGCUAGAUGGACUGUGUGGAGCCACUGUGGCUGCUUGUCCUCAGUACCAGAGUCACAUACUGGACACUCUGUUCACACUGCUGAGAGAUCUGCUGGUACACCCUAUGUGGGUGUUGCUGCUAGAUGGACUGUGUGGAGCCACUGUGGCUGCUUGUCCUCAGUACCAGAGUCACAUACGGGACACUCUGUUCACACUGCUGAGAGAACUGCUGGUACAUCCUGUGUGGGUGUUGCUGCUAGAGGGACUGUGUAGAGCCACUGUGGCUGCUUGUCCUCAGUACCAGAGUCACAUACUGGACACUCUGUUCACACUGCUGAGAGAACUGCUGGUACACCCUGUGUGGGUGUUGCUGCUAGAGGGACUGUGUGGAGCCACUGUGGCUGCUUGCCCUCAGUACCAGAGUCACAUACUGGACACUCUGUUCACACUGCUGAGAGAACUGCUGGUACACCCUAUGUGGGUGUUGCUGCUAGAGGGACUGUGUAGAACCACUGUGGCUGCUUGUCCUCAGUACCAGAGUCACAUACUGGACACUCUGUUCACACUGCUGAGAGAACUGCUGGUACACCCUGUGUGGGUGUUGCUGCUAGAGGGACUGUGUAGAGCCACUGUGGCUGCUUGUCCUCAGUACCAGAGUCACAUACUGGACACUCUGUUCACACUGCUGAGAGAACUGCUGGUACACCCUGUGUGGGUGUUGCUGCUAGAGGGACUGUGUAGAACCACUGUGGCUGCUUGUCCUCAGUACCAGAGUCACAUAUUGGACAUUCUGUUCACACUGCUGAGAGAACUGCUGGUACACCCUGUGUGGGUGUUGCUGCUAGAGGGACUGUGGGGAGCCACUCUGGCUGCUUGCCCUCAGUACCAGAGUCACAUACUGGACACUCUGUUCACACUGCUGAGAGAACUGCUGGUACACCCUAUGUGGGUGUUGCUGCUAGAAGGACUGUGUGGAGCCACUGUGGCUGCUUGUCCUCAGUACCAGAGUCACAUACUGGACACUCUGUUCACACUGCUGAGAGAACUGCUGGUACACCCUGGUUUUGAGUUUGGACUGUAUUGCAUCAACCAUCUGCUGUUGCCGAUGGUACAGAACUGGCUACGCAAGACCAGUAGACAGUUCCGGGGAUGGGAUAUCUACAGUGGCAACUUCAAGCAAUGCUGCGGCCUAACUACUGACUUGGUGGUCAAAUACCUCAUCCACCUACAUGAAGCAGACAAGAGCGAGUAUGGCAAUUUGAUGCUGAAGCAACUUGUCUUGUUGAUGGUGGAGUGUGUAGUACAACCUGUGGAAAGUAUAGCAAGACUCGGCUGUGCCUGUCUAAGACACAUUGUCCUGAGUGCAGCUCCGAUCCUCAGCACUUGUCAGUGGGAAGUGAUGUGUCUAGGGUUACACAGAGCUUGUUCUCUCUCCCUGUUCUCUCUACAUCAGCUGAUGGCUGCCUUCCGCCCGGGGUCUCACAGCUUCUACGGGGACGGAGCUCAUGUCAAGGUGGCCGCUCGCAGGGACUCGACCCCUCAGGAGUCCGAGAGGCUGAAACAACUAGCACAACAGGUUUUCUUGCUGGAAGGCCAGAGAGGAGACUGGGCUGACGAAGGCUCUGAUGAUCGCAGCUACUAUCUCCUGCUCUACCCUCAGGACCUGGCUCCCUCAGCCAACCCGGAGCAUUACGUGGUCCGGGUCCCCUUCAGGAACCUCCUCGUGGGACUCCUCUCUCACCAGAUGCUGCUGCAGACUGUAGGCUGCCUGCUGAUACAGGGAACACCUCACGUCAUUCCUAGCCUAGCCAAUGUUCUGCUGCAAUCCCCAUCAGGCACCCCACAUGACAAGAGUAACAACGUGGAUCACACUUUACCAGGCAUGAUGCCUUACAUGAGUCAACACCACAUUCAAACCCUCCUGGCAUGUCUGGAUCUUUCAUACGACGCUGCCAUCCAGUUUGACACAAGACCCGGCUUGAAGUUCUUGAUCCAGAAAGUAGCUGGAAUGGAAAGAGCAGCAAACUUGUACCGUCAAGCCGGAGCUGCUUGGAUAUUGAAGGUCGUAACACUCUUUGACCUGAGCCUUCAUGAAGUGAAGAAGUCUGGAGCUACGCUAGACUGUGUGAAGAAAAUCAUAGAGGAGGAAGAUUCCAAACUGAAGCAAGAACUUGAAAAGGUCAAAUCAAGCCCUUCGAGCGAAAGAGGGGACAAGAUUAUGGAAACACCACCAUCUGGGAAUUCAGAGAGUGACUGUAACGACAUGACAACAUUCCUGCUCAGAUUGAGGCAGAGCUUUGACAAACUGUGUGACACGUACAUCGACGUUGUACUGGACAAAGAUGGCACACACUCUGCGGUCGAUCGAAUUUCUGAUCAACCCAUAUUUUUCCUGAUCGCGCAAACUGACGAUUUUCCCGAUAUAAAAUGGAAGGAUUUAUCCGACGAGUUGGUAAGUAAUUUUGAAGAGGCUAAAUUAGACGAUCAGGAUUCGGGUGAUGAUGACUCGGAUAGUGAUAAAGAAGACGAAGAAGAAAAAGCUGUACCUGAAAAAGGGAAAGAUUUGACUACUGAUCAAGACUCAAAAGUUCAUGACAAUGUGAAGAAACCUUUUAAAUUUGCUGAUCUGGCUCAGCAAUACAAUGACUCAGCGAGUGAGGGUGAAACAGACACUCAUCCGCAGAAGGAGGAGAGUGUCUACAACGUGGCUGGUGGAAGUGAUGUUGAGGGCCUCAUGGAAGAGUACAAACGUAGAAAACAACUCUGUGCACUGCCGUUGUCAGCUAACGCGGAAAAACGUAAAAACCCUUUCAACCAAAGGAAAACCUCAAUUGAUCCUCCUCUAGUCCCAACUGAUCCUCUUCCACCCGAGAUUGAGCAACAGAGGAAGAACAGCAUUUAUAAGGACAGUGAGGCUCACAUGGCCGUGUGGGCGGAGAUGUUGGUGUCGGUGUUUGACCUGUUGUCACAACUGGACGACUCCAGGUUCCGCACACUGCUGCCGCUGCUGUUCCACGGCGUGCGCUCCCUGACUCAGCACGCCACACACCCCACGCUCAAACACGCCAUCGCCUCGUUCUUCCACAGGGUAGCGCUGCUGUACGGGUUCAGUCCCGAGUAAAAGCUUUACGAGAUGAAGGCUCUUGCAACGGUUCGUAUUUGUUUGUGAGCGAGUUGGGAUGAAAAUGUAGUUUCAGGUGAGUUGGAGUUUUACAACGUUUUUAAAAGUAGCUAUUCAACUUUUUGUGUCAAAGUUUAAUUCUGUGAAAAUGUGAGGAUAAAGGAUAAUUGUGUUUUGAAACCAAACUGUUUAAAACAAGGGCUAAAAUUUGAAUAACCAAUUUUAUUGCUACUCUGAGUAUUUGAUUAUCUUUUAAUUCAUAAGUAAGUCAUCAUUUGCUACCUAUUUUAGUGACAAAAUAAGAUUUAGGAUGGUCUCCUAUAAAAAAAGUAAAAAAGGCAGUGGCGUUAAAAAAAAAUUAAUUAAACUGGAUGCAAAUUACUUUUUUAACUAUCCAAACAUGUAGUUUUAGAGACUAUUGCGGCAUUUUCCAUUAUAAUUAGUAAAAUACCCCUGCUGCAGCAAACCUGCAGACUUAGCGAAUUUCCAUUUGCCUGAUUGGAUUUAAACUAAAACUAGUGAACCUGUGCGGCUCAAUGC
Macrosteles quadrilineatus (aster leafhopper) is the source of this 8653-nucleotide messenger RNA. Its product is annotated as brefeldin A-inhibited guanine nucleotide-exchange protein 3-like. Bases 149 to 8113 code for a protein of 2654 amino acids. The record is from RefSeq and is a predicted model, not a curated record. Gene Ontology annotation, biological process: regulation of ARF protein signal transduction. Lineage: Eukaryota; Metazoa; Arthropoda; Insecta; Hemiptera; Cicadellidae. Gene Ontology annotation, molecular function: guanyl-nucleotide exchange factor activity. The transcript is spliced from 47 exons.